Messenger RNA from Mytilinidion resinicola, 1900 nucleotides. RefSeq names its product alpha/beta-hydrolase. The transcript has 8 exons. The record is from RefSeq and is a predicted model, not a curated record. The coding region runs from base 203 to 1468 and encodes 421 amino acids. Lineage: Eukaryota; Fungi; Ascomycota; Dothideomycetes; Mytilinidiales; Mytilinidiaceae.
AGAAACCUCGCGGGCUAUGGCCCCUCCCGGACUCGAGAAGACCCCGAAGGAAGAUGCAGCUGCAUAAAUAGAGCUUGGUCUUCCCGUGGGGCAUCAGUCGUCAUACUCCCAAACCCUCAUACAACCCAAUCUCAACGUCUUUCCUCCUCACUUCUCAAUCUGCUUGAUCUUCAUCCCUUGAAAACACAGCUAUUCCAAGCAAAUGGCAGCACCAGGAGGCGAGUUCUUCAUCCAGAAGAACAUCAAGAAGACCGCGGCGCAUCAUGAGUCCUUCAAGCAGCUGUGGGAGACCAAGUGGAAGGCACCAGCUAAGAUGGGUGUAUACCCAUUCAUGUUUGGUACCACAAAAGACUUCCAGCCCAUCGUUGACGAGCUUGUGAAGCAAGACUUCAAGGAACCCUACGACUGGGAUGCCUAUGCCCAGGUGUAUUUCCCUAAAGCUGAGGAGCUCACAAAGAUUGCCGAGGAGGCCGAGAAGGCAGGCGAGAUUGAGAAGGCUUCGGAAUACUAUUUACGAUCAUCGGCCGUAUACCGCAUCUCCCGCUUUCCAGCACCGCGAUCAGAGAAGCAGAAGUAUGCGUGGAAGGUGGGAAAGGAAAUGUGCAUCAAAGGCCUAGGACUGCGGCCACACCCCGUCCACGAAAUCUUAGUCCCCCACAAACACGCCAUCGAAGGCGAAGGCGCCCAUAUCCCAAUCUAUCACCUCCUUCCAGACACCGCAACCGCUGAAGCCCCGGCUCCCCUUCUGAUCAUCAUGACUGGUCUUGACGGCUACAGGACCGAGCUUGCGGUCUGGAUGGAGGGCUGGCGACAGAAGGGCGUAGGAACGAUUGUUCUCGAGAUUCCAGGAACAGGAGACUCACCCGCGCUUCCCGGCGACCCAAAGAGCCCGGACAGGCAAUACGAGAGCUUGCUGGACUGGAUAGACACACAAGACCGGAUCAACAAGAAGAAGGUGUGUGUAUGGGCAUUCUCGACCGGUGGAUACUAUGCCAUUCGGUUGGCGCACAUGCAACCGCAUCGUUUGGCGGGAGUGGUUUCUCAGGGAGGAGGCGUGCACCACAUGUUUGAUCCUGCAUGGUUGGAAGAGGUCAACCAUUUGGAGUAUCCCUUUGACCUUGCCAACACGCUGGCCUACAAGUACGGCUACGGAACCGACAUCGAGAAGUUCAAGAAGGAGGCUUCGGACAAGUUCUCGUUGCUGAAAGACGGCACGCUUGACAAGCCGGAGUGUGCUAGAUUGUUGCUCGUCAAUGGCACCGAAGACGAAAUCUUCCCCAUCGAUGACUACUACCUUGCACUGCAGCACGGCGCGCCAAAGGAAGCUCGUUUCGUCCCCAAGACCAAGCACAUGGGCGAGCCAGACGCCUUCUUCAUCAUCCUAAAAUGGCUCUACGCCAUCUUCGACGUCGCGGACAAGAAUCCGAUCACGCAAAUGAAGACCAUGCCUUUCCAGCCCAAAUACUAGCUGACGGAAGGAAGCUAACGUAUCGGUCAAGGAAUCGUGGAUCUGGGGUGGCUCGAUGGAUUAUGUGUGUACGCAUUAUGGAUGGGUUCAUGGCGGCAUUUACGGGACUGGGUUUACGACAUUCCAGAUGCGAUAGCCGGGUGUGGCUGGGCGGGGUUGGAGGGCUAGUUAGUAUAUGGGAGAAAUGGGAGGUGCUCUUUGCGAGGUAGGACAUUAUCUUAGCUUGCGAGUGUCUUUCAGGGCGCUUUGAUUUGGCAGGUGGGUGAGGUCGGAGCGCCUCACCUGCGUAAGUUAAAUGCCAGAUCUACUCGUCACUACUUCACCCACAUUGUCAAACAGCCCCGUAUUUCUUUCGAUUUCCACCGUCAAUCGUUCUUCAGCUCGGCAGCCUGAAUUUCACAUCUACUUAUCAACCGUGCGAUUUGCAAUGCC